AAAAUAAACGUAAAAAAAAAAUUUGAAUUUUUGCAUUGCUUUCAUAUUCGUAUGCUAUUAAAGAUUUGUUAGAAUAAAUGAAUUAUUUUUUCUUCUAUAGAGGCCAUUGCUGUGUCCAGUCUGUAGUUUUAACCAUUACAGACAAGAACGGCUAUUUUGACCAAUGUAGCUUUGUCUUGUCUACACAACCUUUGAUUCUUGUCCCAAAUAUUACCACAAUAAAAGAUGAGACAACAAAAAGCGACAAACUAGAAAAUGAAAAGGAUGAGGCAACCAAUGACUUAAAGACAGUGGGUAUAGUGAUUGGAUCUACUGUAGCUGGAAUCAUCCUCAUCACAAUCCUUGUCGUCGUAUUCUACAAUUCAAAGAAAGGAACUUUACAUAAACAGUCUUAUCAGUUGGUGUGGAAGAAAUAAUAAAAAAUACAAAAGAAAACAGUCAAUGAAUUGAUAAUUCCUAGAAGUUUUUCUCGUAAUUGUUUUAUUUUGUGUUGUCUUUUUUUGUUGUUAAAUAAUCUGUUUUACCCAAUCACUAGAAAGUGCUCACGGUGGAUAAGACUCUCAUAAGAGAAAUUUUAUUCUUCGCUGUUUUCACUGAAAAGGAUAUGAGUUUUUGGCAUUGCGAGAUUAAGCACCAUUUGUUUUAUUCGGUUUGUUAAAAAAAUAUUACAGGUGCACUUUAUUUUAUCCAUUUUUUUAAGGCUAUUUCUUUCCAGAAAAUUUUUUUGUGUAUUGAAAAGGAAUAAUUUGUUUAACAUGUAUUACUUUAAAUUACUUUUUAUCCUUUGGAUUUAAAAAAUU
This is a messenger RNA of Saccostrea cuccullata (small rock oyster), 800 nucleotides long. RefSeq lists its product as uncharacterized. The transcript has 2 exons. Lineage: Eukaryota; Metazoa; Mollusca; Bivalvia; Ostreida; Ostreidae. The record is from RefSeq and is a predicted model, not a curated record. Bases 78 to 416 code for a protein of 112 amino acids.